CCUGGAGGCGGCACCAGGAAGCACCCGCCCCGGCCGGAGCCGCCAUGUAACCGGCGCCGCCCGGAGCCCCAGCCGUGCGGGCCCCAGAGACCCGCCCGCCAUGGGAGACGAAGAUGAGGACGAGGGCUGCGCCGUGGAGUUGCAGAUCACCGAAGCCAAUCUGACUGGGCAUGAGGAGAAGGUGAGCGUGGAGAACUUCGCGCUGCUCAAGGUGCUGGGCACGGGAGCCUAUGGGAAGGUGUUCCUGGUGCGGAAGGCGGGUGGGCACGAUGCGGGCAAGCUCUAUGCCAUGAAGGUGCUUCGCAAGGCAGCGUUGGUGCAGCGCGCCAAGACACAGGAGCAUACCCGCACCGAACGCUCGGUGCUGGAGCUGGUGCGCCAGGCACCCUUCCUGGUUACACUGCACUACGCCUUCCAGACGGAUGCCAAGCUGCACCUCAUCCUGGACUAUGUGAGCGGUGGUGAAAUGUUCACUCACCUCUACCAGCGCCAAUACUUCAAGGAGGCUGAGGUGCGAGUGUACGGGGGUGAGAUCGUGCUGGCCCUGGAACACCUGCACAAGCUGGGCAUCAUCUACCGUGACCUGAAGCUAGAGAAUGUCUUGCUUGACUCAGAAGGUCACAUCGUCCUCACAGACUUUGGGCUGAGCAAGGAGUUUCUGACAGAGGAGAAAGAGCGGACCUUCUCCUUCUGUGGCACAAUCGAGUACAUGGCCCCCGAAAUCAUCCGAAGCAAGGCUGGACAUGGCAAGGCUGUGGACUGGUGGAGCCUGGGUAUCCUGCUCUUCGAGCUGCUGACAGGGGCCUCGCCCUUCACACUGGAGGGAGAGAAGAACACUCAGGCCGAGGUGUCUCGACGGAUCUUGAAGUGCUCCCCUCCCUUCCCCCUCCGGAUCGGACCUGUGGCACAGGACCUGCUACAGAGGCUGCUGUGCAAAGACCCUAAGAAGAGGUUGGGUGCGGGUCCCCAGGGUGCGCAGGAAGUCAAGAGCCACCCCUUUUUUCAGGGUCUGGAUUGGGCUGCUUUGGCUGCCAGAAAGAUCCCAGCCCCGUUCCGGCCCCAGAUUCGCUCAGAGCUGGACGUGGGUAAUUUUGCAGAGGAAUUCACUCGGCUGGAGCCUGUCUACUCCCCUGCUGGCAGCCCUCCACCUGGGGACUCUAGGAUCUUUCAGGGAUACUCCUUUGUGGCCCCGUCCAUCCUCUUCGACCACAACAAUGCAGUGAUGACAGAUGUGCUGGAGGCACCUGGUGCUGGACACAGGCCUGGCAGGGCAGCAGUUGCCAGGAGUGCCAUGAUGCAGGACUCGCCCUUCUUCCAGCAGUAUGAGUUGGACCUUCGGGAGCCUGCUUUGGGUCAGGGCAGCUUCUCUGUGUGUCGGCGAUGUCGCCAGCGACAGAGCGGCCAGGAAUUCGCUGUCAAGAUCCUCAGCCGCAGGCUGGAGGAGAACACACAGCGUGAGGUGGCUGCCCUUCGCCUGUGCCAGUCACACCCUAACGUGGUGAAUUUACAUGAGGUGCUUCAUGACCAGUUGCACACAUACCUGGUCCUGGAGUUGCUGCGAGGAGGGGAGCUGCUGGAGCGCAUCCGAAAGAAGCGGCUCUUCAGCGAAUCGGAGGCCAGCCAGAUCCUGCGCAGCCUGGUGUCGGCCGUGAGCUUUAUGCACGAGGAGGCGGGCGUGGUGCAUCGCGACCUCAAGCCGGAGAACAUCUUGUAUGCAGAUGACACGCCCGAGGCUCCAGUAAAGAUCAUCGACUUUGGGUUCGCGCGACUGAGGCCUCAGAGCCCGGCGGGGCCCAUGCAGACGCCUUGCUUCACGCUGCAGUAUGCAGCCCCAGAGCUGCUGGCACAGCAGGGCUACGAUGAGUCGUGUGAUCUUUGGAGCCUGGGUGUCAUUUUGUACAUGAUGCUGUCAGGGCAGGUUCCCUUCCAAGGGUCCUCUGGCCAGGGCGGGCAGAGCCAGGCGGCUGAGAUCAUGUGCAAGAUCCGUGAAGGGCGCUUCUCACUGGACGGAGAAGCCUGGCAGGGUGUGUCAGAGGAAGCCAAGGAGCUGGUCCGAGGGCUACUGACAGUGGACCCCGCCAAGCGACUGAAGCUGGAAGGGCUGCGAAGCAGCUCAUGGCUUCAGGACGGCAGUGCGCGCUCUUCUCCUCCGCUUCGGACGCCCGAUGUGCUGGAGUCCUCCGGGCCAGCAGUGCGCUCUGGACUCAACGCCACUUUCAUGGCAUUCAACCGAGGUAAGCGCGAGGGCUUCUUUCUGAAAAGUGUGGAGAAUGCUCCUCUGGCCAAGAGACGCAAGCAGAAGCUUCGGAGCGCAGCUGCCUCCCGCCGCGUCUCCCCAGUGCCUGCCUCCUCGGGUCGCCUACCAGCCCCUGCCACCAAGGGGACAUCCCGCCGAACCAACGGCCCCUUGUCCCCCUCCUAGCUCCCGCCACUGUGUCCCCCUUCCCCUUAGGAGCUGUGAUGGGGAGCCCAGUGCUGCCACCAGACUUGUGCCAGCAGGUUCCCACUCUGAUUUCCAGGACUUGCCCUCCCCUCCCUACCCAGUCUCAGACAGAGCAGAAGUAUUUUUAUAAGCAGAGAUUUUUUUAAAAAAAUGUCUUACCAGAUAAGAGUUAGGGACACAGGGAAGCAAGUGUUGUGAGCAGAGUGGGGUUUGCCCCCGUCCCCCCUCCCAGGGCCUACUCCACUAAGGAAGGGCAUCCUAUCCCAUUCUUAAGCUCACAGUUGUCAUGGGGAAGAAAUCAGGAGCCCCCCAUCUUGUGCUCCCCUGGGGCCUUGCUCCUGGGAGGGGACAUCUGUCAAUAUGAUGUCGCUUUAUGGACCAUGUGCAAUUAUGUCCACCAAAGACCUGUGUUGGGAACAGGAGAGAGACCCUGGGGGACCUCUAGAGCAUUUCUGAGAUUCAUCACUUGUAUGUCACCGGCUUCUCCCCCAGUGGGGCUAAGGAAGGAGGCAGGUGCUCCCCUACAAGGGGAGCCCCUUUCUCACUCACCUAUUCCCCAUGGGCACAGCUGCUUCUGGCUGCCAGUGGAGCCUUGGGGGUCUGGGCUGGGCAUCCACAGUCACUGCCUCAGCCUCUCUAGGCUGUGCCUUUGACUUUAAAAUAAAACUCCAUCCAGUG
Molecule: messenger RNA, 3121 nt
Organism: Chionomys nivalis (European snow vole)
Lineage: Eukaryota; Metazoa; Chordata; Mammalia; Rodentia; Cricetidae
Gene: Rps6ka4
Product: ribosomal protein S6 kinase A4
Exons: 17
Coding region: 101-2422 (773 amino acids)
Biological process (GO): intracellular signal transduction; regulation of DNA-templated transcription; protein phosphorylation
Molecular function (GO): ATP binding; magnesium ion binding; protein serine/threonine kinase activity
Source: RefSeq, a predicted model, not a curated record